Hermetia illucens (black soldier fly) is the source of this 719-nucleotide messenger RNA. RefSeq names its product farnesol dehydrogenase-like. Lineage: Eukaryota; Metazoa; Arthropoda; Insecta; Diptera; Stratiomyidae. The transcript has 2 exons. The coding region runs from base 28 to 618 and encodes 196 amino acids. The record is from RefSeq and is a predicted model, not a curated record.
UUGUUUGGUUUAGUUGGUAAAUUUUCAAUGGAAAGGUGGCAGAAUCGGGUAGCAGUUGUAACCGAGGCUAGCUCCGGAAUUGGAGCUGCUAUUGCCGCAGACCUGGUUAAGGCAGGACUUGUAGUGGUUGCUUUAGCACGCCGAGAAACAAGACUUCAGGAGAUUAAAAAAGCCUUACAAGCUGAUCAACAACAACGAUAUCAUCCAAUUAAGUGUGACGUUACCAAUGAGGAAGAUAUUAAAAAGGCCUUUGCGUGGGUUGAGAAGGAUCUUGGUGGAACCGAUAUUCUCGUCAACAAUGCCGGAGCCUUUCAUUAUGGGGUAAACUUGGUUGAUUCGGACAACUCAGGAGUGAUUCACAAGAUCGUAGAUACAAAUGUAAAAGCGGUUGCGUUUUGUGUUCGUGAGGCCUUCAAUUCAAUGAAAAAGCGUGAUUUCGCUGGACAUGUGAUCAUCAUUAACAGUGUCGCUGGACAUACUAGUGAGCGUUUUCCAGGAGCUAACAUGUAUAUACCGUCCAAGCACGCUGUCACUGCUAUGGCUCAAACCUAUCGCCAUGAAUUCGCACAUGCUGGCACAAAGGUGAAAUCACGAGUAUUAGCCCUGGAGCUGUUAUGACAGAGGGCGUUCCUGAUCUCUUCAAAAACAGCGGAAUUCCCUAUUUGAAUCCUGAAGACAUUUCGAGUGCUCUUCUCUAUGUAAUCGCUACUCCUCCAAAU